Molecule: messenger RNA, 2073 nt
Organism: Ectocarpus siliculosus
Lineage: Eukaryota; Phaeophyceae; Ectocarpales; Ectocarpaceae
Source: the annotation of a GenBank genome assembly
AUGGGCGCAGAGUUCAGCAGCGCCGUCACAGACGCGCAGGAGGUCCCGCCCUUCCGACGCGAGGGCCCGCGCUACGACAUGUCAACCUUCGUGGGCCGGAUGCUGCACUUCUACAGCGUCAACGACCCGCGCACGCUGCUCUUCACGGACGAGGACACCAAGUCGGCGGAGAAGCUGCUCAAGCUGGCCGACAUCGGCGAAGCUCCUGAGGGCACCACGGACGCCGACCUGUGGCAUGCCCGGCGCGUGCUCGAGUCCGCCCUCCAUCCGGACACCGGGGAGCCGAUAUUCCCUCUCUUCCGCUUCUCGGCGUUCGUGCCCGUGAACAUGGUGAUCGUCACGGCAACCGUCACGCCGGCCGUUAUCUCGAGCUUCCCGGCGACGGCCUUCAUCCACUUCUUAAACCAGACGUACAACGCAGCCAUCAACUACGCCAACCGGAACGCGUCCAACCCGGUGCCCAGGGCGCGGCUCGUGGAAGGCUACGCGGGAGCGGUGAUCACGUCCCUGUCGAUAGGCAUGCUCUCGACCGCGCUCACGAAGAGGGUGGCCGCGCGCGCGGGCGGGGCGGGCGGGCCGGCGGCGGCAAUCAUUCGGUCCACGUUGCCGUUCCUGGCGGUGGCCGGCGCCGGAGCGAGCAACGUGCUGCUGAUGAGACGGAACGAGCUUACAACGGGGGUGGACGUGUUCGACGACGAGGGCAAGGAUUUGGGAAAGAGCGUCGAGGCUGGCAAGAUGGGGCUGAUGAAGUGCGCGGCGGCCCGGGUGAUCUGGAACGUUCCCGUCAUGAUGUUCCCGCCCAUGAUCAUGUCGCGCCUGGAGCGCCUGCGGCUGGUGUCUUCGAGCCCGCGACUUCGCAUGGCUUGCGAGACGGCGGUGGUGACCUCCUGCCUGCUGGCGGCCGUGUCGCCAGCGCUGGCGUUCUUCCCGCAGCGGGAUUCUCUCGAGGUAGAUACGCUAGAGCCCAAGUUUUCGGGCCUUUCGGAUUCCGCGGGGAAACCGGUGACCCGGGUAUGGUAUAACAAGGGCUUGUGAUCUUUUUGGUCGAUUAUUUUGUAUUUUCUCGGGGAGUAUAUUUUUAGGAGGAUCAGUGUGGGUCAGAAGCCAGCCCUCCCUCACGGAGGGCUCUCGACCACUGCUGUUUUCGAUUUUUCUGGCUUUUUUUUUGCCUUGAGGGUGGGAUGGAUGGAUAGUAGUUAAUUGUUCAGCUUGUAUUUGGUCACAAGCACCGGGUUUGGUGAGUCAUGCUCUCGGAUAUUGGCCCCGAGACGAGAUGGACGAAAGAAUUAGUUGUUCUAGCUUUACUGUCGCAGGCACCAGACCGGUGCAACACGCGCUCGGAUGUCGUGUCCACAUCUAGUUUUGUGGAGAAAACAAACGAGCGUUGGAUUUCAGUUUGACCAAUGGUUUUGAGUGUUGAAAAAGUGUUUUCGGCGUUUUUCUUGGUGUGUUCAGUGAGAUGGAUGAAUCUGGUGACUCGUGGACUAUUUUUCGUAGGUUUUUCGCGUAAUUCGGCAAGUAGCAUGGUGUGUCUUCCAGCUGGGCAGCACAGCUGGAGCAGCAUACUUCGGUUCUGUGUGGCGUGUUUUUUUCGGUCGCUUCUUUCGUGGAUUAGGACACAAGAGGUCCCUGCUCAAGGCCGACUUCCCUUUUGUGCUGUUUUUAUGGGUCUGUAACGUUGACCGCGCGACGGGCAUGUUAAGUUUCGUGGCUGGACGUACGAAACAAGGCGAACGCUUUCGUUUGUACGUGCCGCUCCCGCUUUUUUUUUUUUCGUCUUCGAAUGGUUUGAGCGGUGGGUAUUUUUUCUGCGGUUUCGCAGGCAGGUGCACAUCCCUUGAGAGUGCGACUCUUUCCCCUUCAUGUGCGAGAAACUCUCAGGUGCAGUUUUGGAUGUUAUGUGGAACGUUGUGUGCGUUGACGAGACUGUCGAUAGGACUACUGCCACCGCUGCUUGCCGCCAUUGGCAGCAGUGAGUACAUAUUUUAUGAAGGAAGGCAUCGCAUCGCAUCGAACUGUGAAGCCCACCUCCUUUGGGGAGGCGAAUACUCAAUCAAAAUUUUCAAAAAAAAU